Molecule: messenger RNA, 5148 nt
Organism: Cottoperca gobio
Lineage: Eukaryota; Metazoa; Chordata; Actinopteri; Perciformes; Bovichtidae
Product: ELKS/RAB6-interacting/CAST family member 2
Exons: 19
Coding region: 421-3729 (1102 amino acids)
Biological process (GO): neuromuscular synaptic transmission; regulation of synaptic plasticity; maintenance of presynaptic active zone structure
Cellular component (GO): cytoskeleton of presynaptic active zone
Molecular function (GO): structural constituent of presynaptic active zone
Source: RefSeq, a predicted model, not a curated record
AGCUGAGCCGAUGAGAUCAUGGAGCCUGCGCCGAGGUCGGACAGGAUACGGUUGGGACUUCACGGUGAUGGAGAGGUGCCUGUCCGUUUGAGUGGUGACUCGAGUUUUCUCUUCGCGGCAACAGCUGGCUUCCAACUCACAAUGUCCAUGAUGUCCUGCACUGUAGCUGAAACCACAAGACCUCUGGCCUGUAAGUCUGGGAGCCCUCUAACCAACAGUCUCUGCCAAUUUAUUCUAAUAGGACUAAAUAAGACUCAGCCUCAAGCCCUAAACAAUCAAGGAUGGACAGGUGAAAACUGAGAGGCCGAGAUGUGGCCUUUAUUAUAAACCUUAUUAUUCGGUCUGGUUCCAUUGAGGGGCAUGCUAAUAUUCUCAACCAUAACAGUCUCUUCUCAGAAGUCCACUUUCGCCAUAUAAAAAAUGCCUUUAAACAUUAGAGCCAAGCCCGCGCAGAGCAAGCUGUUGGCUGCCCCAAAGAGUAGUGGACACACUGAUGGCGGCACAUCUCAUUCACGCUUUUCCAGAUCCCCCAAACAGGGGAAAGGCAAACCGGCUGUAACCUCAGCACUAGGCUCCCGCUCUGGGCUAGAACCUGGCUCUGUGUCAGGGGGUGGGCCUGCACCAGCGUCUAAAUUGGCUGGAGGUCAAGGGACGGUGUCAAGGCCAGGUCCAAAGAUCAAACCUGGCACAGCAGCAGACAAAGGAGCAACUCGUGGUUCAGCGACCGCUCCAGGGGGUAAAACCCUGUCUAUGGAGAACAUCCAGUCUUUGAGUGCCGCCUAUGCCACUUCCGGCACCCUGUACCCCUGUGAGAGAGAUUCCUUGGAACCCUCUGGUGGGUACCCAAAAGGCACCAUGACGUUAGGAAGAAGCACCAGCCGCUCCUCCUACACUAACCGAACAACAGCCAUGGGCAGCACGCCAAACAUCACCUCCUCUGGGCUACAUCACCCGUCAGAGCCCUACGGAGACCAAACCUUGCAUCCUGCAAGGACUUCCAGCCUGCGGCGCCAGUCUGGGAGACGUCCACAGGCAUUGGAUUCAAGUGGACGAGGAGAGGUUGCCUCGUAUGAUCUCCAGUCUCAGCUGAGGGAGCUGCAGAUGGAUAAUGACAAUCUGAGGAGAGAACUGGAUGUAGGGAGGGAUGGAAGGACAGGCCCCGGCAUGAACAAUGUCAACUUCUGGAGCCCAGAUGUGAAAAGAGACAAGGUGGUAAGGCGGGAGGAGGGAGUGAGGACCUCGCUUUUGAAGGACCAGUACAGAACUAACCAAGAGGAUUUGCAGCCUGGGGAUAUCAGAAGAAACAAGCAGCUUCCGUUGACAGUUCAGGAGCUUCAGGAGGAGCUGAGGGCUCACAGGGAGAUGAACAGUCGCUUGCAGCAACAGCGACAGCAUGGGAAAUCUGGCUCUUAUCGAGAACUGCAUACAGACCAGGACCACAGAGGGGGGCUCAGUCCUGGCCACAGCCCCAGACAAAGCUCCAGCAACCUGCACAGUCCUGGGCCGAGGAAUAGCCCGAGAGUCAGCCCAUCUAACACCUACAAUCCGAGGCAACAGGAAGCUGAUGUCAUCAUUCACAGCCCUGGUUAUGGUUGUAACUCUGCAGUAGCUGCGCAGAGAAUCAGCCCUGCCAACACCCUUCACCCUGGGCCUAGAAACAGCCCAAAUCAGCCCGUCUACACUCAUAGCCAUGGUCCGGUGGUAGCGCACAGCUCUAGUUCACUCCGGCCCCCUAGCCCCUGCCAGGUGCCCGGGUGUGAUGGCUUGUCCUCGUCUCCCCCACUAGAUCCAUCAGAGGAGAAUUUCUUCCGGCUACAGUCGGAGCACGAGCGGCAGGCCAAGGAGCUGUUCCUGCUGAGGAAGACCAUGGAAGACAUGGAGAUGAGAAUCGAUUCCCAGAAACAGACUCUGGGCGCCCGGGACGAGAGUAUCCAGAGGCUGCUGGAAAUGCUUCAGGGCCAAGGUCAAGGUCAAAGUCAAGGUCAGGGACACUUGAGUCGGGGACAGCGGACAGGCAUCAUAACCAUGGCGGCGCAGGAGGCUGAAACGCAGCUGGAGAACAUGCAUGUGAGAGAGGACACCAAGAUCUCCUCCCUGGAGAGGAACAUCAGAAACCUAGAGGAUGAGGUCCAGAUGUUAAAGACCAGCGGCCUGCUGCACCCCGGCGACAGGCAGGAUGAGCUCAAGCAGGUGGAGGUCUACAAGAGCCAUUCUAAAUUCAUGAAGACUAAGAUAGAGCAGCUGAAGCAGGAGCUGAACAGGAAGGAGACAGAGAUGCAGACCCUGCAGACCAAACUAGAAACACUGACCAAUCAGAACUCAGACUGCAAGCAACACAUCGAGGUGCUAAAGGAGUCGCUCAGCGCCAAGGAGCAACGGGCCAAUACACUGCAGACAGAGGUAGAUGCUCUGCGGGUGCGUCUGGAGGAGAAGGAGCAGUUACUGACCAAGAAGACGAAGCAGCUGCAGGACCUGACCGAUGAAAAGAGCACACUAACAGGAGAGAUCCGAGACAUGAAGGACAUGCUGGAUGUCAAGGAGAGGAAGGUUAAUGUCCUGCAGAAGAAGAUUGAGAACCUGUUGGAGCAGUUAAAGGAUAAGGACAAACAGCUGGCUGGGUUGAGGGAAAGGGUCCAGGGCCUUCAAACUGACUCCAGCAACACAGACACAGCCCUGGCCACACUGGAGGAAGCCCUAUCAGAAAAGGAGCGAGUGAUUGAGAAUCUGCGCGAACAGAAGGAGCGGGAAGACAGGGUUCGGAUGGAGGAGCUGGAAUUGAUGAGGAAGGAGAACCAAGUAUUAAAGGACAAACUUUCAGCACUGCAGCCCUUGAAACUGUCCCAGAGUCAGCCUGCUAACCCCCUCCUGAUCCAGAACCAGAAGCCUGAUGGAGAGGUGCCAGCCAAAGUAGACGGGCUCCCAGCACGAAGCCCUACGACCCAAAACAUGGAUGAAGCAGUCCGGAAGUGUCCAGACAUCACAGAUCGUCUGAGGCUUCUAGAGCAGGAAGUGGCUCGCAACAAAGAGGAUUCUGGGAAGUCACAAGUGGAGGUUGAGAGGCUAAUGAUAGCACUGAGGGAUGCUGAAUUGGACAAAUUGUGCAAGGAGAAGAAAAUCGCUGAUCUUGAGAGACCUGGGCAAAUCAAGUCCCCGAACAUCCAGAAGCAGACGGUGGCGGGUGAGAUGAGCAAAGACGCCCUGAUUGAUGGACAUCCACACUCUUUAUCACAGUUGGAGGAGCUGAUGGGGGCUUUAGAGAAGACACGCCAGGAGCUGGAUGCCACCAAGCUGCAUCUGUCCUCCACUCAGCAGUCCCUGCACGAGAGGGACGGACACCUUAAUAGUCUUCGCCAGGAGAGACGAAAACAGCUGGAGGAAAUUCUGGAGAUGAAGCAGCAGGCUUUGUUGGCCGCCAUCAGUGAGAAGGAUGCUAACAUCGCCCUGCUGGAGUUAUCCUCCUCCAAACGGAAAAAAGCCCAGGAGGAAGUGAUGGCUCUGAAGAGGGAGAAAGACAGGCUCAUGCACCAGCUCAAACAGCAGACUCAGAGCAGAAUGAAGCUGAUAGCGGAUAACUACGAGGAAGAUCACAUCCACCCCCAGCAUCAUCCGCAUCAUUCUCACCACUUGCAUCCAGCAAACGUGCAUCACCGAAGCCUGCCAAGAGGGGCCCCCCAUACCAAUCACCGACCCCCUAUGGACCAGGACGAUGAAGAGGGAAUAUGGGCAUGAUGACCAUUGCCAUGGAAACCCUGCAUCCAUUGAUCCACACUACUUGUAGGUGUAGGCCAGGUACCAAGAUGUUCAAGAGCUUCAACUGCAAGCUAAACACUGAACCGGCCCAUACCUCCCCACCAUCAUGUGACCAGACAUAUACACACAUUCUCCAGGACACACCAUUUCAAUGUGUUAUGGACACGUUCAGCGUUCAGCCAGUCAGAUAUUCUCCCAUCUUAUUAAUGAAUGUCACGUUCGUUGACAAAUGCAAUGGCCCACUGAGGGUGGGAGAAUGUCCCUCACAGGACCAUCAGUCAUCAGUGUGGAGCUUCAAGGUAUUGGCAAGCGGCCUUUAUUUCCCUAGCUGUUUUCAAUAGACUGGGAGCUGGAUUCAUUUUACAGUGCUGCGGGUGCUACAGAGUUCUGGCUUAACAUCAACCGGCAAUCACUCCACCACUGUCGACUACUGGUGCGGCUAAGCUGAGCCAGUGGAACUAGUUGUAAACCCAUGCCAAUCCAGGACUGGUUUAUGAUGGCAUGAAUGUGUUUACUUCUGCAGCUAAAUAUCAGACUUUUGUAAAUACAACAACAUGGACCUCAAAAUCCACAAUCCACAGAGACCUUCUCAAUGUACAGUGCCAAAGGAGACAACCCUGUCUGCUGAAACAAAUGACUGGAGUCAUUCGGAAUACCCAGUAAACCGCCCUAGUUACUCAUUUCUUUGACUAUCCCCCACUUCCUGCUGAGAGAUCAACAAGGAAAGGCAACGUUGGGCUUAAAGAUGCACUAUAAAAACAGUUUGAGCAUCAGCUUACACCUUCUCUAAAAACCAGGACCCUUAUUAACACGGAAGGACACACGGCUGACCUUAAAUCAGCCGGCUCACUGUAAGAACAGUCUGCUUAUCCAUUUCUCCUUGUGUUUUUUUUUGCCUGCUGUGCGUUUGUUUAAUGAACCAAUAUUAUGUUCUGUUAGUUUUUCUACAUAUGAAACAUUUUUGAGUGCCACUCUUAUUUUAUUUAUUUUUUAAAGCUGUGUGUGACUUAUUACGCUGACGAGUGAUGUAUUAUUUUGUUGUCUAUUUUGUUGAUCCUGUGAAUCUGAGUAGAGAAUCUGUUCAUAAGGAAGUGACUUGCAUUUUAAAGCACUGUGUCAUUACUUUGUUCACUGUACUGGAGGUUGACGGUAAUGUACAGUGUUGUGUUUUGAUUCAACAGCUACAGUGUUUCCAUUUGGCCCUUACCUAACAUGUACAGUUUUUGUACAGUGUGUGUGCAUGUGUGUGUGUGUGUGUGUGUGUGGUUUCAUGCUGCGCUCAUGAUUGUGAUGACUGUGAAAGUUUGGGGGGUAACACUCGGUAUUCACCCUUGACUUCUUCCACAGUGUUUUGCGGUGGUCAGCUUGUUUCUGUUGUUUGAAUAAAAGUUGUUUUCA